Molecule: messenger RNA, 2055 nt
Organism: Neltuma alba
Lineage: Eukaryota; Viridiplantae; Streptophyta; Magnoliopsida; Fabales; Fabaceae
Product: protein NETWORKED 4A
Exons: 4
Coding region: 305-1945 (546 amino acids)
Cellular component (GO): vacuolar membrane
Molecular function (GO): actin binding
Source: RefSeq, a predicted model, not a curated record
UCGAGUGUGUAUGUUUCUCUUCUUCGGCGUUGAAGCUGCCUCCUCCACUUCUUCUUCUUUAAUCAUGCUUCUCUCUUUAUAUGUCUCCACCAUUCUCAUUGCAAAUUCAUUAGUUUUCUUCUUGAUUCUCCCUCAUCGAUUGGCCAACAAAUUCAACAUUUGAAUCAUUUUUGUUGUAUAAGAUGACUUUUCUCACUCCCUUUGUGCCAUUUCUUUUUCUUUCUUCAAUUCGCCUUCGGGCAUUUGAACUGGGCAGGGCAGGGCCUGAAUUUCAACGAACCAGUAUCAGCAAUUGUGAAGGCGGAUGGCUACUUCUCCGACUCACGCUAAACAGAAAAUGAAGAGGUUGGAAUCAAGAAAAUCACAUUCCUGGUGGUGGGACAGUCACGUUAGUCCCAAGAAUUCAAAGUGGCUUGCAGAAAAUCUUGAAGAAAUGGACAAGAGAGUGAAGAGAAUGCUGAAACUGAUUGAAGAGGAUGCAGAUUCAUUUGCCAAGAAGGCAGAGAUGUAUUAUCAGAAGAGGCCUGAAUUGAUUUCUCUUGUCGAGGAUUUCUAUCGAAUGUACCGUUCUCUAGCUGAACGUUAUGAUCAUGUCACGAUUGAAUUGAGGAAGAACAUCCCCUCUGAUCUUCAAUCCCAAGGCUCAGGUAUAUCUGACCUUGGUUCUGUUUCUGGGCUGUCUUCUACCAUGCCUUCUCCAGGAAGGCCGAGCCAUCGUAAAUCCAGUAAUCGGGCUGCCGGAUUUGAUGUUUUUCUUGGAUCUGGUGGAAAUGGUUCUGAUGCUGGACACGGUGAAGGAUCUGAAUCUUCAAUGACAUCAGAUUCUGAGGAGGACUCUGAUGAUUCUUCCAUUCACAAUGACUCAGGUUUCCCAGGAAGUAUUGAUGAUUAUCAUAGGCAAAGCAGGAAAAUAAUGGAAUUGGAAAUUGAGGUACGCGACUUGAAAGAAAAAAUCUGGCAGCAAGAAGAGGAGAAUGCAGAAAAACGGGAAAGAAAUGAGAAUUGUGAAGAGAUUCUUGCCAAGGUUAACGAAUAUGAACAAGAGCUGGAGAAAGUGAACAAAAAAUUAAGGCUUUCAGAAGAAGAAAUCUCCGUUCUAAAGAUUGAGCUUGACAGAUUGAGGUCCCUGGAGCCAGCAGAUUUGCAGGCUACUAUAGAAUUUUCAUCAACUCAGGAACAUUUAGAACCUCAUAAUAAGAUUAAGUCACCUGAGGAAGAGCUAAGAAUCACCAAAGAAACACUUGAAGCUUCAGAAAAGCAUAUUGCUUCAUUAGAAUUUGAAACCAUAAAAUCAGCUCAGAAAAUUCAGGAACUGCAGGAUCAGCUUGACUCAGCUUCGAAGGACAUCGCUGCUUGGAAGACCAAAUUCAACACUGAGAAAAAAGAGACCAAUGAACUACAAAAAAGACUUGAAAACACAAAACUCGGUCUCUUAGACCAAGAUCAUGAGAUCAGAGAUUUAAAAGCAGCCAUAGCCGAUGCAGAGACAAGGAACGUCAACUCUGAAAAAGCAGAGACGGAGGCACUCAAGGGUGAAAUCAAGGAAAGAGAGAAGAACAGGAAAAAUCUAAAUGCAACUAUGAACGCAUUAAAAUCGGAGAGAGAUGAUCUCAAUGCAGAAGUUGGUAGGCUGAAGAUAGAGAUAAACAGAAGAGAUGAUCGGAUUGAACAACUGGGUUGGCAUUUGAACCAGUUACACAUGGAACAUGUGAAGCUGUUAUCAGGAAGGGAAGACGCACAGAAGCAAGUGAAAGAGCUUAAACAAAGAGGAAAGGAACUAGAGGAAGAGAUUGAACGGCACAAAAAUGAGAUAUUACAGGGAGCAGAAGAGAAACGAGAAGCCAUAAGGCAGCUUUGCCUUUCACUAGAGCAUUACAGAAAUGAUUAUAACAGACUUCGUCAAGAUUAUGCUGAGCGCAGAAGAGUUUCAGUGUUGGCCUCCUAAUACACACAUAUGUAUGUAUUUAUUUCUUUGUUAUGCUUUCAAUAUGAUGUAGAUCAGUAAAGGUCAUUAAAUUGGACUUUUCGGUUGUCUAGUAAACAUGAUCACGUUUA